Messenger RNA from Aureobasidium uvarum, 1116 nucleotides. NCBI's taxonomy places the organism in Eukaryota, Fungi, Ascomycota, Dothideomycetes, Dothideales, Saccotheciaceae. The record is from the annotation of a GenBank genome assembly.
AUGUCCUCCGACUCCGAGCUAUCCAAUGCACCACCUCCAUCCGAUGCCAUCCUAGAACAGACUCUCCGCGACAUCGUGCGCAAGGCUGAAGUCGACCCCAUCACCGUCAAGAGAGUGCGCACCGCUGCCGAGGAACGCCUCAGUCUGGACGCAGGCUUCUUCAAGAGCCAUGACGAGUGGAACGAAAAGAGCAAGGAGAUAAUCGAGGAUGCAUUUGUACGCUGCAACGCAUCAUGUAUGCUCUCGAUCCGUACUGAUGAUCCAAGAACCAACCCUNNCUCAGAAGUCUCCCUCCCCGAACCUACUCCGCCAAAGAAGGCACCUGCCUCUAAAUCAAAGACCGCAAAGAGAACCUCCACAAGCAAGGCAAAGCCAGCUCCCAAGCGUCAGAAACGUUCCGUGUCAGAAUCAGAACACUCAGACUUCGAGUCCAAGGAAGAAGAGCCCAAACCCAAGCCAGCCCAGAAGAGAUCCACGACAACUACAAAGCGUGUGAGCAAGGAGAUCGUCGAGUCAGACGAGGAAGAUCUCAACGAUGAUGCAUCUGAGCACCCAGACGAGCCCUCGGCGGCAGAUGUUCAAGACGAGGAGGUCCAAGCUGGAGACGAUUCCGAGAGCGAGAUGUCGGUAGUCCUGGACGAGGCACCACCAAAGAAACAGCGCNNAAGAAGAGUGUCAGUACUGGCACCAAGACCAAGGCGCAACCCAAAGCCAAANGCCACCAAUGCUACUGCCAAACCUGCAAAAGACGAGACGCCUGACGAGGCCGAGAUUAAGCGUCUCCAGGGUUGGCUCGUCAAGUGCGGCAUCCGAAAGCUCUGGCACCGCGAGUUGGCUCCUUACGACGCACCAAAAGCCAAGAUUAAGCAUCUGAAGGAGAUGCUGAAAGAUGCUGGCAUGGGUGGACGUUACUCUGAGCAAAAGGCCAAGACCAUCAAGGAACGAAGAGAACUGGAAGCCGACUUGGAAGCUGUUCAAGAAGGAGCAAAGCAGUGGGGUAAUGAGGGAGACAGUGGAGAAGAUGGCGAGUCGGACGAGGCCGAAGCCGCACCCAGGCCUCAACGCAGAGCAGCUGCGAAUCGCUUCGUGGACUUUGGCGAAGAUGAUGACGAGUAA